Messenger RNA from Poecilia reticulata (guppy), 4958 nucleotides. The record is from RefSeq and is a predicted model, not a curated record. Lineage: Eukaryota; Metazoa; Chordata; Actinopteri; Cyprinodontiformes; Poeciliidae.
AAACUUCUGUCUCAAGACAACACAGGCACAUUCUGCAGUAAGUAUCCUCUCUCUCUUUGGGCUUUGCUUUAAUCAUAACUUAACAACAGUCCUGAAGGUUUUUAGGUUUUUUAAAGAGGAAUAAAAAGGCAUUUGUAACUGUUUUCAUUUAGCUUAAAUGUAAAAUUUUUAUCAUAAAAAGUGUGCAUAUACUGAAAACAUCUAAUUUCUUUACUCAUGCUAACUACAUUUUUCAAGGCAUUUUAAAUAUUUUUUUUCAACUAUCAUUUGUUCUUCUGUAGUCAGUCCUCAAUUUUAACUGUUAAUGUUUCUGCCAGGAUUUCCAAAUGCAUUUACAAUAACAGAUCAUAGACUAUUCAUCUUGUUUUGGAUAAUGCUUAAUUUAUCAUUUUGAUUUUGCGCCGCCUAUCGCAUCUUCUUAAGAGUUUUAUAGAUGUCAGAUUUUGGAGAACUUUUGAUCAGAUUGUCUUCAAAGUUUUCAGGUUUUUCUGAACAAUAGUGUUACUCUUGUGAUUUAGAAAACGAGAUGGAGUCGGAGAAGAUGAUCGAGGUGGCUACUCUUGGCAGGCCAUUCAGUCUUGGGAUGCUGUAUGACUGCCGUCAAGAUAAAGUCAUUCCUGGACUAACACUCUGGGACCGUGAUGACUUGGAAAAAGACAAAAGAGAAACUCAAAAACCAAACAGUGAAUUUGAAAUAGUUGCUUCUGAAUCUAUUGAGGACAAAUCUUCAGCCCUGGAUGUUGAAGCAUCUUUAAAAGCAAGUUUUUUAGGUGGCCUAGUUAAAGUUGAAGGAUCAGCCAAAUACCUCAAUGAUCAGAUGACGUCCAAAAAUCAAGCCAGAGUAACACUGAAGUACAAAGUUACCACAAAGUUCCAAGAAUUAUCAAUGAAUCAUCUUGGAAGAGGCAACAUGAAGCAUCCUUAUGUUUUUGAGAACAAAAUAGCAACACAUGUGGUCACAGGCAUUCUGUAUGGAGCUCAAGCWUUUUUUGUCUUUGACCAAGAAAAAUCWGAGACAGAAAAUCACCAAGACAUUCAGGGCAACUUGAAAGUUUUGAUUGAGAAGAUUCCAUUGCUAUCUGUUGAAGGURAAGGUUCAUUACAUAUGGAAGAUAAGGACACUGAAARAAUCCAGAAAUUCUCCUGYAAGUUUCAUGGAGACUUCCUGCUUGAGAAAACUCCAACCACCUUCCAGGAUGCAGUAGCAGUCUACCAAAGCCUGCCCAAGCUGCUGGGGKCCAGUGGAGAAAAYGCCGUACCAAUCAAGGUCUGGAUGCUGCCUCUGACCAACUUAGAUUCUUCUGCAGCUAAACUUGUCCGUGAAAUAAGUGUUAGGUUAGUUCAAGAAGUACAAAGUGUCCUGGAGGAGCUCAGUGRCCUGGAAAUAAGGUGCAAUGAURCAAUGAAAAACACAACAACACAGCAGUUUCCACAGAUYAACAAAAAACUUAAACGUUUUAAGAGUAUGUGCUCYGAGUUCAGGCUAGGAUUUCAACAAACRCUAGCAAAGAAACUCCCAUCAAUCCGAGGAGGAGGAGAAGAAGAGUCUGAGCUYGCAGAUGUCUUGAAGAAGAUUCAUUCCUCACCUUUCAACAGCAAAAACCUCAAUGACUGGAUUGACUGCAAAGAGAGAGAAAUACAUGCCCUGAAAUCCUACACCAGGAUGAUGAAGAACACCAAAAUCAUCCCAUCUCAAAACAUCCUUGAUGAAGAACUUCUCACUGCAGAGCAUGCUGUGUGUUUUGUCUUCAGCUCACUGGAAAGAGAUGAGCCAUACCUCUCUGCUUUGUCAAACUACCUCAAAGGCAGAACCAAGUCAGAGGAUUCACACAGUUAUGAUAUUGAGAAGGAACAAUGGUAUCUCUCAAACAACUUGRCAGAUGGAAUGARAASAAAAGUAAAACUUUUCAAUGAUUUUGCAGAGUCCAACACUGRGACCAAGAGGACAACAUUCCUGGCAGUCGGUCUAACAGAUGAGAAACAUGAAGGUUCAACCAUCUAYCUUUAURAAGAUGGCUUCCUCAUCAAWGAGAACUWUGAGCCUCCUUCAAAGCCUGAAASUGUGACAGCUGCUGAUAUAAACCACAGCAGUGUGACUCUGAAGGUUUCUCCUCCCAGGUUUGGAGCAGAGAGCAUCACAUCCUACUCUGUUGAGUUCUGUGUCAGAGGACAAGAUGGAUGGAGACAACAGAUUGAACCAGAAUCUGGAGAAAUCACAGUGACCCAACUGCAGCCAAACACAGAGUACGUGUUCAGAUGCAGAGCUGUGACCUCAGCAGGUGUUGGACCGGCCARUGUAUUCAAUGAUCCCAUUAAAACUUUACCCUGCAGCCCUCCUGGAGAACCUCAAGGUGAACCAAACUCUUCUGAGAUAUCAGUGAGUUGGGAGAAACCUGCUGAGCUCGGACCAGAUGUUCAGAUCCUGAGCUACAUUGUGGAAUAUGCAAGCAGAGCCGAUAGUUCAAAAGUAGAUCAUCUCAUCUGGAACCAAACAAGCUCAAAAGGUGAAAAGGUCAUCAUUUCAGGRCUUCAGUCAGAAACACAAUAUGCAGUCAGGGUCACAUGUGACUGUGGAGGAGCCGGCAGAAGCAAGGAAAGCAAGAUUGUUCAAAUUAAUACAACAAAGCGGGAAUUUGAACGACUUGCAGAAUAUCUAAAAAAUAUUAGCAAGAAGACAAACUCAAGUCUUCCAUCAGUCUAUGAACUCCCACUGAGAGAGGAUGACCUGGACAUAGAUGGCUGCAGAAGGUACAUACUUGGAAAGGAAAAUCUAAGACCCAACCGCACCAUCAUGCUCCUUGGAGCAACUGGAUCAGGAAAGUCCACUCUCAUCAAUGGAAUGAUCAACUUUAUUGUUGGUGUUGAGUGGAAUGACAGCUUCAGAUUUAAACUGAUCAAAGAGGAUUUAUCAAGAUCCCAAGCUCACAGUCAGACUUCAGAAGUCACUGUGUAUCAAAUAUACCACCAGGAUGGGUUUAAAAUCCCGUACUCUCUGACUGUUAUUGAUACUCCAGGCUUUGGAGAUACCAGGGGAGUAAAACGAGACCAGGAGAUCACAGAGCAAAUCCGAAGGAUUUUUACCUCUGCUGAUGGCGUCACAGAGAUUGAUGCCGUGUGCUUCGUUACUCAGGCCUCUCUAGCACGCUUAACAGCAACACAGAAAUAUGUGUUUGAUUCAGUUCUCUCCAUCUUUGGAAAAGACGUGGCAGAGAACAUUAUGAUGCUGGUCACUUUUGCAGAUGGCAAGCAGCCACCGGUUCUUGAGGCAAUAAAUGUCUCUGGGGUACCAUGUCCCAAAAACGACUUAGGAUUUCCAGUUCAUUUCAAGUUCAACAACUCUGCACUGUUUGCACAUAAUAAACACCAAGAAAGCAGCAGCACUCAUGAUGAGAAUUCUGAUGAAGAAGAGGAGGAGAACUUUGACGAAAUGUUUUGGAAAAUGGGGAUCAAAAGCAUGGAGAAGUUCUUCACUUCAUUGGGGAAAAUGACAUCCAAAAGCCUGCUGAUGACCAAGGAAGUUUUAAAAGAGCGAAAGCAACUUGAGACGGCCAUCGAAGGUUUGCAACCACAAGUCAAAGCAGGAUUAGCCAAACUUGAAGAAAUCAAGACAACCAAAGAAAAGAUCAAGGAGCACGAAGCCAUCAUCAGUUCAAAUGAAAACUUUGAGAUUGAAGUGGACGUUAUUAAGCCAAUCAAAAAACAGCUCACAGAGAAGGGAGUGUACAUUACCAACUGUUCAAGGUGCUCAAUAACAUGCCACUACCCAUGUAUGAUAGCAAAAGACAACGAGAAGCAUGGCUGUGCAGCAAUGAAUAACGGAGGAGUGUGCACCGUAUGUCCUGGAAAAUGCAUUUGGAAUGUGCAUUUCAAUCAAACAUACAGGUGGGAAUACGUCCAAGUGAAAGAGAAGACGACAGUACAAGAACUGAAAAGCAAGUACGAAAAUGCUGCAAAGCAAAAGCUGACUACUGAGCAACUGAUUCAGAGGCAAGAGGAAGAGAUUGCUCACCUGCAAGACAUAAUGCUUUCUCUCAUGGAUCAGUCAGCCAACUGCAUCACUCGUCUUCAAGAGAUUGCCCUCAGGCCAAACCCUCUGGCUGCUCCAGAUUACAUCGAUAUGAUGAUCGAAGGAGAGAAAGCAGAGGCCAAACAGGGGUACCAGGCCCGAAUCAAGUCUUUGGAGGAAAUGAAGGAGAAGGCCCUACUCAUGUCCAAAAUGUCAGGACAGGACAAAUUCACAAAAACAGAUGAGCAACUUUCUGUUGACAGACAAAAGGAAAGCAAAGGCCUUAAGGAGAAAUUUCUAAAUUUAUUUGGAUAUUCAAAAUAAUGUCAGCAGGUCUACGGAUUUAUUAGAACAAUUUUUAGCAGAAUAUAGUUUCAAGUAGAAUUGUAAAAGUGGGAUACUUUUGCGCUUUUUAAGUCACGCUCUGAUUAUUAUGUAUGCGGUGUUGAUUUAUGACUCAAUUUAAAAGAAGUGAGAAAAAAGUUUUAAGAUAAAAUUAUUUUUAUCAAUAAUGCCUGAAAAAUACAAAUCGAAAUAUUGAUGUAAUUCUAAUAUUUCUAACAAAAAUUUUAAACAAUCACUAUUACGCAGUUAUUUUAGCCAAUAAUGUCAUAAGUUUCUGACUGUUCCUGUAGUUCAUGCAAGUCAGUAUAUUAAAGCUGUUGGCGUCUACAAAUGGCUGGAUUUGUUAUGUUGAUGCUUUUAUUAGUUUUCUUUUUAAUCUAAUUUGCUAUGAAUUUUGGAAUUAGUUCUUUUGUCUUAAGCAGUAAUUACAUUUUUCAGCAAUACCUGAUAAAAUUUAGUUUGUACUGAUUUUCAGUCAACCUACUUCAGAAUGCUUAGUGUAUGAGAAAGAGGUCUUUUAUAUAAAAGUUGAUAAAAUAAAAUGUGUAAAAUGCAUGUAUCAGCAAUUAAUUUCUAGCAUAAUUUGAGUGAUAUUUUGCUGUAUUUU